UCAGGGAUGGUGUGCUGGAGGAUUGCUUCUCAUUUGACUGUAUCGCUGGAAUCAGGUGAGCCCCCCUAUUGGGUGCUCUAGUGGUACAGUCCAAUCGCAGUUUGGAGUUGUUGCUGAGGAGGUUUCGUAGUCCGGCGGACAGACAAACGUGUUCGAUGGAAGACGGCUCUACUUUCAAAAUGUUCCUGCCUUGCCUAAGGAAUUACCCGCUUUACAAAGGACAGCAUGCUGUAUUUAUUGUUCUUCUGUACAUCUUGACAGGUGUGGGGUGCAGUCAGGUGUUGGUUCCCCAGAAGGUGAGUGCUGUAUUGGGGAAGAAUGUGACGUUGGGCUGUAGCGUGGAGGUGGGGGCCAACCUCAGUCUUACCCAGAGUUCCUGGGAGCGCCGGCUCCCCACAGGCUCGGUGACUGUGGCGGUGUACAAUCCCGUGUUCGGCAUCUCGAUCCCCCCAAACUAUGUGCGCCGCCUGUCCUUCCGCUCGCCCUCCUCCCAUGACGCCACCAUCGUACUGGAGGAUGUGGGCUUUGAGGACAUUGGAGUGUACACCUGCAAGGUGGCCACCUUCCCCCUGGGCAACACACAGGCCUCCACCACUGUCAGCGUGCUCGUGGAGCCCAGGGUGUAUGUGUCGGCUGGCUCGGUAGCUCUGAUCGACGAGGGCAAUGAAACAGUGGUGGCCACCUGCAUCGCUGAGCGGGCCCGGCCCCCCGCCGAAGUCUCCUGGGAGACUGACCUGUUUGGCCAAUCAGAGGUGUCGCUGCAGGACGAGGCAAACGGCACGACCAGCACCCAGGUGCGCUACCUGUGGCAGCCCACCCGCCACAUCCAGGGUCACGCCCUCACCUGUGUGGUGCGUCAUCCUGCCCUGCACACAGACUUCAGGAUCCCCUACCAGCUCAACGUGCAGUACGCCCCAGACAUCGUGGUCGUAGGUUAUGACGGUGACUGGUAUGUGGGCCGUGAGAACAUCCAACUGACCUGCAAAGCCAACGCAAACCCACCAGCACACCACUUCACAUGGAUCAGACUGGACGGGAAAAUGCCAGAAGGGGUGGAGAUAGUGAACAACACGUUGCUGUUUCUGAGGCCCCUCCAAUGGAAUGACUCUGGAGUCUACAGGUGUGAGGUUGCCAAUGACAUCAACCUACGCAGCAGGGACCUGAGGAUACGCAUACAAGAUCCUCCCACCACCUCCAUGCCCUCCACCACCCCUGCGCCUGUCCUAACCGGCUCUGCCUCCUCAUCCACCUCUGUGGGAGACAAGCGACGGGUCUUCACCUCCCCCACCCUGGCAGCCCUGCCCCCUGACAACCACCUGGGCACCAUUGUGGGCGGGGCUGUGGGCGGAGCCUUGUUCCUCCUUCUGCUGCUGGUAGUGGGCGGGGUCUGUUACCUACGACAACGACAGACCUUCCGCGGGGACUACUACACUAAGCAGUACCUAGGGCCUUCAGACAUGCAGAAGGCUCCUCCACAGCACGAGCUCCACCCUACUAAGCCUGAAAAUAACGUCUACCUAGACAAGGACCGCGAAGAGUGGGGCGACCGCGAACGCAACCACGUGCGGGACCGUGAACGCCUCCACCUGCAUCCAACAUCAACAACCAUCAUAAACAACCAAAGAGAACCGGAGUACCAGCCCAACGGCCUCACGAGGGCGAUGAGGAACGGAGACCACCACGACCACCUGCGUAGCUACCCCAGCCCACACCAGACAGGCCAUGCUAGAUACGCUGCCCCGUCACACCCACUGAGCACUGGCUCCCCCUACCUGUCGGAUGACUGCUAUGACAGCGGGGCUGAGGGGGACUAUGUCUCCCAUAUGGACGGCUCAGUGAUCUCACGCAGGGAGUGGUACGUCUGAUCCCACCACCACCAGGCACGCUACCCUGCCAACAGACUCUGCCACCAGAGAGAAGAGAGACCACAGCGCAGAAAUCACAGGAGGAUUUCAUACAUUAUUUAAGAAAAGAGAAUACUCACAUGUUCUGCCUCUCUACAUCUCUCUCUCUCUCUCUCUCUAUCUCUCACAAGCUCAUGUUUGGACAUUGUCUUUAUACUGUAGUUUUCUCUUUCAACAUGCUUUUUCAUUUCUCAUACAGGAGCUAUUUUCCUCUGAUUCUGAUCCUCAUACAGGAGGUGUUUUCCUCUGAUCCUCAUACGGGAGGUGUUUCCCUCUGAUUCUGAUCCUCAUACGGGAGGUGUUUCCCUCUGAUUCUGAUCCUCAUACAGGAGGUGUUUCCCUCUGAUUCUGAUCCUCAUACAGGAGGUGUUUCCCUCUGAUUCUGAUCCUCAUACAGGAGGUGUUUCCCUCUGAUUCUGAUCCUCAUACGGGAGGUGUUUCCCUCUGAUUCUGAUCCUCAUCAUGGAAGGUGUGUGGAUUGCCUUCAUUCUGAACUAGAGGACAAAUCUGUUAACUAGUUCAUGUGGCUCACAGUUCACUACACAUGCACUACUGGGUAGGCCUUGUGGUAUUGUUUUGAUUGCAAGCCUUUAGCAAUUUUCAUUUUUAUGUUAAUUACUUUGUAAACAAAGGCAGAACUCUUGCUCCUUUUCAUUUCAUGAUUCUGUAAAUGAAAUGAAGUCAUUUUUUGGGAAUCUGGAAGGAAAGGAAGGAAAGAGGAAAAAGUGGACAGUAUUUACUUGUUAUUCCAGAUUUCAUUUCUUCUUGGUCUGUGGUUUGGUACCCACAGAAAGGGAAAAGAAUGUACAGCUUUCUGGCACAUACAUGUGUUUCAGUUGCUAAGUGGAUAGCACGGAUACAAAUCACAAAACAUUAUUGUCAUUAUGUGCUGUUACACGCGUAUGUGUGAGUGUAUUAUUAGUACCAGUGCCAACCUGGUCAAUAUUGUCACAUAGCGUUAGAUGCUGUCAUUGCAGCAGGAUGUCGUAGGUUAGAACUACUUCCUGCAUCAGUGUGAUGGUCCGUCUCAGAUAGCAGGACAGUAAUGAUAACUAACGAGUUACAACUGAGUAUUAGUUGACUUGUUGUAUAUCACCUCUUCAUACAGAGAUGUUCAGCCCUUAAUAGAAUUAAAACAUAUUCAACUAGAGGUCCCUUUUCACAGAUGGGGGGGGGGGGGGUCUGUAUGUUCAGGAGCUACAUGCUUUCUGUCAGCACCCUCUUCCUCUCGAUUUGUAUGUGCUUUUCUAUAUAUAAUCUGAAAUGCUCAUAGAAAUAGAGUACGAUGUAUAGACUGUCUAUGUUAAAGGCUGUUUAGAAAACAGUAAAUGGGCAUAAUACUUCUACUUCUGUUGUUAUUUCAGCUGUGCUACUGUGAAGUAAAUAGAGAAUCGUUGUUCUGUCUAGUGAGAUUUUCUCUGUUACUCACUGCUCUGGGUUCAGUUAUGUGACCGGUGCCUUAUCCCAGGAGAGCAGUAAAGUAGUCAAGUAAAAUGUACAGACAGAAGUGCAAGGCCCGUUUCAUCCUCUGUUGAGUGAGGUGUUUGUUACCUUUUAUUUUCCUCCCCCCCCCCCCUUUUUAUGUGUGUUUUUUUACAAUGUUUUGAUCAAGUCAUUCUGUUUUUGUGGCAUAUCCUCUUUUCUCUAUUCUCUGACGAUAGCAUUAUUUUUGCUCAUACAAUGAAUGACAUUUUGCAAAGUCUGAGUUGCAAAACACCUGAACAAAGCUGAACUAAGCUAAAACAAUGAUUAUGUUAUUGUACAGUUCCUAUAUGGCAGUUUUCUGUCAGAGCAGCGGAGUUAAAGGGAUAGAUUGGGUUCCUUUCCCUGUGAGCAGUCUAUAGACGAGGUAUGACAGAAAUCCAUGCUUUGGUUUAUAUUCAGAUCAUCUAGAAGUGACUUUGUUGAGCUUCACAAUCAAUUUGAGAUACUUUUGGAUGAUUUGGACAUGAUGCGUGAAAAAUGCUAAGAUCAUUCCCAUGACUUGAAUGGGAGUUGUCCCACAAAAUUCUAAAACAUUAGCUUGUGGAAACAGUGCCUGGGAAAGCAUGGAUUUUUUGUCAUACCUUGUCCAUAGACUGCUUACAGGGUAAGGAAACCAAUGUGUCAUUUGGGUGAACUAUCCCUUUAAGUGUGCAUGGUAUAUAAGAAAAUGAAGUGGAGAUUUUUGGACUUCCAGAUGGUUUUGUUUAGUUCUUGUACAAAGUCUGCGAGAAUGGAGAGUGGAGCACCCCAACACCUCACCAGGGUCAACCUCCAACCGUAUUUCACAUUCUCCUUGCAAGCACCUUCCCAUUGUGUUCAUGCUUGUUUUGUAUAUAAGAGAAGAGCUACUGUAAGUUUAAAAAUAUAUAAUGCAAGAAAACAUUUAAAAUAAUCACAUGUUGUAUAAUCAAUGACAACAAGCAUUAUUUUGUACAUAUUUUUUUUGAAAUACUUUUUGUUUUCAAUAAAGCACCUUUUUUUCUGUGA
Molecule: messenger RNA, 4376 nt
Organism: Oncorhynchus mykiss (rainbow trout)
Lineage: Eukaryota; Metazoa; Chordata; Actinopteri; Salmoniformes; Salmonidae
Gene: nectin3b
Product: nectin cell adhesion molecule 3b
Biological process (GO): homophilic cell-cell adhesion; heterophilic cell-cell adhesion
Cellular component (GO): apical junction complex; adherens junction
Source: RefSeq, a predicted model, not a curated record